This is a messenger RNA of Trypanosoma theileri, 2664 nucleotides long. RefSeq names its product surface protease GP63. Lineage: Eukaryota; Euglenozoa; Kinetoplastea; Trypanosomatida; Trypanosomatidae. Gene Ontology annotation, molecular function: metalloendopeptidase activity. The transcript has a single exon. Gene Ontology annotation, biological process: proteolysis; cell adhesion. The annotation marks the transcript as partial. The record is from RefSeq and is a predicted model, not a curated record. Gene Ontology annotation, cellular component: cytoplasm; membrane.
UCGCACUGGGAGCGGCGCGACGCGAAGGACGAGCUGAUGAGCGUGUUCAUUGGUGAUGUGUCUGGCAUGUUCUACACGACGCUGACGCUAUCAAUAUUUGAGGACAUGAAAUUUUACAAAGCAAACCUCAGCAUGGCGGAACCGAUGAGCUGGGGCAAGAAUGCCGGCUGCAGUUUCCUCACCGACAAGUGCGUCAAAAAGGGCGUUACCGAGUACCCCAACAUGUUCUGCACGGAGUCGAAAACGGCUCUGCAGUGCACGUCUGACCGCUUUGCGCUUGGCAAGUGCACAGUGCGCACUUUCGACCAGCGCCUUCCCGAGCGCUAUCGCUUCUUUGAGAAGCCAAAGGUCGGUGCGCCCAGCAGCGAGCUGAUGAACCACUGCCCCGCGAUCAAACCACUUGCAUCAACGUCGUGCGAAGAUGGUGAUUCCACGCAGAUGCCCGGCAGUCUCCUGGGCCCACGGUCACGGUGCCUGAAGGGAGAGUCGCUGGAGCUGAAGGAACCGUCUGCAGAGAACAAGCCCAUGGGCGACAUCUGCGCGAAUGUGAGGUGCGGGGAGAACAACACGGUGAUGGUGCAGUACAAGGGUGAUGAUAAUUGGUACGAAUGUCCUGACGGUGAAAACAUCAAACCCUCGGAGAAAUCCGUAUUCAGCAAGGGAAUGAUCGUGUGCCCCAAGUACCACGAGGUGUGCACGGGUCUGCCGGAGAUCACUCCUGACGACGCUGUUGAGAACAAGGAAACUGAAAAGAGUGAGGAUGGCCAUGAGAGUGUCGGAAGCGCAGAGCAAGGUGAAGAUAGCAAUGACGCCGGCAUAUUCGAAAACAGUGGUGAUGAUGAGGAAGAAGCAACCUCAUCUUCUGUUGUGCGAGAGCUGCCUACCAAGGGUGACGAGUUGGCAGAAAAAUACGCCAUCGUCACAAGGGAGGGUCAAGACUGGCAGCCAAUCCGCAUCCACGUCUCCGCAGAAGCUGUGGAUGCCGCAGUGGAGAAAUGCAAGGACUGGGCGGCAAAGGCCACUGAGAAAAAUAUCCGUGGUGAUACAUUUGACCCUAAUUACGUUGAGCUCGUGUAUCCAGAAGCAACUGAACACUGCAGUGAGGAGACCCUUAUUACGGCAGAUAAGAAGAAAACCCUUGUGGAGAAGCUCCUCCCUGCCGCCAUCAAGCUGCACAGUGAACGUCUCUCAGUGCAUCCUGUGCAGGGAAAUCUGGUUUUGCAUAAAACAUUGUUUGAGGGUGAUGCACCUUGCUCGUUCUUCAAACCGCCUGAAGGGCACCACAGUACAGGUGUCCCUGGGGCAGAUUUUGUGCUUUAUGUGACCACUAACAAGAAGAGCAAUGAGUCUGUGAAGAUUUGCGCUUACGGUUAUGGUCAUCGCCCGAUUGCCGCUGUGAAGAACUUCCUCCCGAGUGAGAUUGGCGAGACGAGGCGCUUGGUUCGCAUGGCCGCACACGACAUUGCACAUGCACUCGGAUUUGAUACCCGACGAAUGGAAAGAAUUGGGAUGAUAUACAGACCCAAGCGGAGCAGCAAUUCCACAAUGAGUUCCGGUGGUUUAAUUUAUUUUGUGAGAUCUCCCAAUACAAAAGAGGUGGUGAGGAAACACUACGCGUGCGAGAAUAGCACAAAUGGCAUGCGUUUGGACAUGGAAUCCAACACGGUCCCAUCCUCGCACUGGAAUCGCCGUAUAGCAAAGGAUGAGCUGAUGAGUACGUACGGUGAUGAGAGCUCCGGCAUGUUUUAUACAGCGCUGACUCUUGCAACGUUCCAUGAUAUGAAGUUCUACCAAGCCAAUUUCAGCAUGGCUGAGUCGAUGAGCUGGGGUAAGGGCGGAAAAUGUCUUGUAUUCAGAAAAUAUGAGGAGGAAAAACUUAAAAAAUCGCAUUCCAAAAUACUCUGUAAGGAGGAACCAAAUAUGCUGCAGUGCACGUCGGAUCGCUUUGGGCUUGGGAUAUGUGCGAGGACGAAUUUCUCACAUGCGGUGCACGGCGACAGAAUCUCUACCCCGGAUGACUAUCCUAAGGAAACAAAGUGGUACAAACCCUAUUGGCCUGUUGUCCAGACGUCCCCAACAACUGCAUGUGAAGGCGGAAAUGAAGAGCUGAUGCCCGGCAGCCGCCUGGGACCACAGUCGCGGUGCCUGACAACCGAAUCGCUGAAGGUUAAGAACGGUACAUUAUCAUACAAAUCUGUUCAAGGCAUUUGUGCAAAUGUGAAGUGUGACAAUGAUACUGUACGCGUGCAGUACAAGGACGACGAAACCUGGCACUUGUGUCCUCAAGGACAAACGAUUGAUGUAACGGGGUCUGCAUUCAGCGGGGGAAAGAUUCAGUGCCCCAAAUACAGUGAGGUAUGCUCAAGGGAGCCGAGUUCAGCCGGCGUCACCGUGUUUACGCCUGUCGAUAUCAAAGAGAGUACAGGAACCCACGGCAGCAGCAGUGCAGCAAGUACACGAUCUGACAAGGGCAAGGACCUACCGAAGAGUUUUCAUGGCUACAUGUUACCACCCGAAGUGGAACACCUCACCGAGGAGGAGCGCGCCAUGUACCGUGAGCAUUUUCGGGCCAACGGCGGCCUUGACAGCAGCAGUACAACGACACUCAUGACUUCGAUUCUUGCUUUACUGUGUCUCGCUGUUGCCAUUCUGGUGACCCCAUAA